Messenger RNA from Komagataella phaffii GS115, 756 nucleotides. RefSeq names its product Subunit of heterotrimeric Replication Protein A (RPA). The record is from RefSeq and is a predicted model, not a curated record. Gene Ontology annotation, biological process: DNA replication; double-strand break repair via homologous recombination; nucleotide-excision repair. Gene Ontology annotation, cellular component: chromosome, telomeric region; site of double-strand break; nucleus. The transcript has a single exon. Gene Ontology annotation, molecular function: DNA binding. Bases 1 to 756 code for a protein of 251 amino acids. NCBI's taxonomy places the organism in Eukaryota, Fungi, Ascomycota, Pichiomycetes, Pichiales, Pichiaceae.
AUGUCGUACCAACCAUACAAUAACUUUAAUGACAAUGCAGAAGGUGGCGGAUUCACCACCUAUAACAAUAAUGACGGAGAUGGCCAGGGUUCACAGGGAAAAACUCAACAGAGAAAUACAAUUAAGCCGGUUACAAUCAAGCAGAUCAAUGACAGCAAGACUAUAAUCUCCGAUGGCGAAUUUGUCGUGAAUGGAGUCGAAUUGAAUAUGGUUUCAUUCGUAGGAAUUAUCAGGAAUGUCAACGACAAUACCUCUUCUUUGACUAUAACGAUAGAAGAUGGUACUGGAUCUCUGGAUGUCAGAAAAUGGGUGGACGAAGGCUCAGAUCCAUCCGAGAAUAACUACCCUUUGGGACAAUAUGUAUACGUCACAGGGUUGCUCAAAGAGUUUAACGAAAAAAAGUCACUUCAACAGGCCACUAUCAAUCCGAUUGAAGAUUAUAACCAAGUUACUUACCACUACCUCUCGGCCAUCAAGGUUCAUGUAGAGGCCAAUCAACAGGGUUCUCAUCAGCAAGGAAACUCUUUAUUUGUAUCUCAGAAUGCAGACGACCAUACAAACAGCAAUGAUCCUUCUGAGAAGGUCUACCGUUUCAUUCACGAUAACACGCCCUCUAUGGUUGAAGGCGUCCCUAUACAGUACAUUGCACAGUCACUAUCAUUGACUGAUAAUGAAGUAAUCAACUACUGCAACCAGCUUUCAGAUGUUGGUAAGAUUUACAAUGGUAAUGACGAUAGCAGCUAUCUUGCUGUCUAA